Mesocestoides corti is the source of this 978-nucleotide messenger RNA. The record is from the annotation of a GenBank genome assembly. NCBI's taxonomy places the organism in Eukaryota, Metazoa, Platyhelminthes, Cestoda, Cyclophyllidea, Mesocestoididae.
AUGCCAUUGAAUCAGGCCUUUGUCAAGGCGGCUUCACAUCUAACCGGGGAAUGGUGUCGUAACAAUCGCAAGCUGAUCCUGGCCUGCGACAUGGACGAGACACUGCUGACGGAGUCAGAAGACGAGCAGCACUUCAUCCUGCGACCGAAGGUGCUCUACAUGCUGCGCAAUUUGAGGGCCGCGUACGAGCUCUGCCUGGUGACCUACUCAACCCGAGAGCGCACAGAGCAGAUAUUGAAAAUAAAACUUGAUCCACACGGAAAGUUGUUCAACGGACGCGUUCUCUGCCGAGAGGACGUGCUAGCUGGCUUCGAUAACAAGCGAGAAGCCCUAUUCGCGCAUCUUCCACAAAGCAAGACCAGCAAAGGACUAAUAAAGGUGAAGAAGCUCAAGAAUGGUCAGCCCGUGCGACCACCGUGUUGGCCGUACAUUGUCAUGUUGGAUGAUUUUCCCGCCGCCUGGUCCAACUUCUCAUCUUGUAUCCCCAUUCGACCUUUCCUGAUUGGCCCCGGUACGGGAUCCAUUGGUAAAGGAAAGACUUCACCGAAGGUCCUCACUGGUGAGUGUGGGUACGUGCUGAGUCUGUAUCGAUUUUUGAUGAAACUCCACUCUGCGGUGUUCGAGAAGGUGGGAGCGCCGGCCACCAGCACAGCAAUAGUGCCAACGGACAUCAGCUGCUCCCCCGUUGCCGGCAAAUCAGGCAAAAAACUAGUUGGGAAAAAAGACACCGCCGGCAUCACUGCCACGGGAAACCCCACGGCGUUUUCCGCUCUUGUUAGCCUCAAAAAACGCAUAAACUCAGCCCAGAGAUUUCAGAACAUGUGUUACGUAGAUCCUGGACAACUGCUCACAUUCGACGGAGCCCCAUCGGUCGUCAUGACUGCGGUCGAAUCGAAGGCCAAGUCGUCGUUUGGGCCUUCCUUCAUGUCGGUUGAUUGGCAGAGCGAGAAAAAAGCAUUAUCGGAUUUCGCGAGGUAG